AUUUGUAUAGUCUCAACCACCAAUUAAAUCAACCUUGGAAGUGAGCACAUGCAAGACCCCGCACCAACAAAUCACAAAUCAAAACAAUUAGAAUUCCAGGACAGAGGCAAAUAUCGAACAUGAAUUCCUUUGAAAUAAAAGAUAUACCAGGAAAGGGUCGUGCUAUGGUUGCCGCUAAACUAAUCAAUGCUGGAGAUACAAUUUUCGAAGAGGAGCCUUUCGUAUCCAGUCAAUUCUCAUGGAAUGCUGCAUAUGGUUAUGCCGCCUGCGAUCAUUGUAUGCGACCAUUGGAAACGGUCACUGAGAAUGUACGUCGUUUGGCCAGCAAUGCCAGUCUUGUGGUGCCUCUUACGGAACACGAUCCCACAAAACAAUGGCUGGAACAAUUCACUGUUUGUCCCAAUUGUAAGAUACGUUAUUGUUCUGAAGAUUGUCGGGUCGAGGCAUUAAAGAAAUAUCAUCGUGUUGGAUGUAUGGGCAACUAUAGGCAGGAUGAUUCUCAUCCCAUAAAUAGAUUAAAUGAAAUAUGGAAGAAAAUGCAUUAUCCCCCAGAGACUGGAACCAUAAUGCUUUUGGUGCGCCUCAUGGCAAUGUAUCAACAGUCUUCCAAUAAAACAGAAUUUUUGGAGUCUCUGCAAUCUUUCCAGGCAUUAAUAGUUAACAAGGAACAACAAAUUUAUCACAAAAUGCUGGGUGAAAAUUUCGAGCAGCAAAUGGAACAAUUGUACGCUGCCUUCUGUGAAGCUUUUCAGGGUGAAGAUUUUCAAAUGUUCACAACACCUGAAGCAUUCAAGACCCUUAUGGGUUUGGUGGGAACAAACAGUCAAGGUGUCGCCACCAGUGUAUUGGCCGAAUGGGUGAAAAAGGUUUCCGAUUUACCUAUGCCAGAGGCAGACAAAGCAAAAUUAGAUGAAUAUAUUGAUGAUAUUUACAAUAAAGUUUCAGAAUUCGCUGGCGAAUUCCUAAAUAAUGAAGGUUCUGGUCUUUACCUACUGCAAAGUAAGAUUAAUCACAGCUGUGUUCCAAAUGCUCAAUCAACAUUUCCCUAUUCUAAUGAUAUUGUGGUAUUGAAGGCAACCAGAGACAUACAACCUGGUGAAGAGAUUUGUAUAUCAUACUUGGAUGAGUGUCAACUUGAAAGGAGCAGACAUUCCAGACAAAAGAUUCUCAAGGAAAAUUAUAUUUUCGUAUGCAAUUGUCCCAAAUGUCAAUUGCAAAGUAACGAUCCCGACGAAACCAGUGAAGAUGAAGACGAAGAUGAUAUGGACAUGGAAGAUGAUUAUGACGAUAUGGAUGACUAAAACGAAAGUAACUUGAAAUAGGAUUUUACCCAAAUAUGUGGCUAAAGUUAAUGAAGCAAAUUUGUUUUUUUCCUAAAGUGUAUAUACACACCAACAACAAAUACAUUUGUUUUAAAUAUAUAGAUAUAUAUUUUUUAUAUAACAACUGUAAUAAAACCAAAACAUUAACUAUCCAUACAAA
Messenger RNA from Musca domestica (house fly), 1482 nucleotides. It is a transcript of the gene Smyd5, whose product is annotated as histone-lysine N-trimethyltransferase SMYD5. Bases 120 to 1301 code for a protein of 393 amino acids. The record is from RefSeq and is a predicted model, not a curated record. Gene Ontology annotation, molecular function: protein binding; histone H4K20 methyltransferase activity. The transcript is spliced from 6 exons. Lineage: Eukaryota; Metazoa; Arthropoda; Insecta; Diptera; Muscidae.